AUGUCGUCUAUGCGAAAUGCCGUCCAACGGCGCAACCACAAGGAGCGUGGCCAGGUCCAAGGCCGUGAGAAAUGGGGUCUCCUCGAAAAGCACAAGGACUACUCUCUCCGUGCCAAAGAUUACAAUGCGAAGAAGGCUCAGCUGAAGCGCCUCGAGGAGAAGGCGAAGGAUCGCAACCCCGAUGAGUUCGCCUUCGGUAUGAUGGGUGAUAAGAACCGAACCCAAGGCCGACAUGGACGCGGUGCAGGCACCGGACGAGACUCUGCCGCGGCGCGGGGACUGAGCCACGAAGCCAUCAAGCUGCUCAAGACGCAAGAUAAAGGAUACCUCCGAACCGUUGGAGAGCGGUUGCGCCGUGAGAUCGAGCGCCUGGAGCGCGAUAUUGAGUUGCAAAACGGCUUGAAAAAAUCUCUCGGAGAGAAGGGCGGAGACAAGGAUGAAAGCGAGGACGACGAUGGCUUUGACGACGACUUUGACGAUUUCGAUUUUGGUGCCCCGGUGCAACCCAAGCCGAACAGAACCGUAUUCGCCGACGACCGACAAGAUCAACUGGCAAUGAAGAGACAGCGUUUACAAAAGGACCAAUCUCCUAGUGAUGACGAAGACCAACCCACUAAGGCCCGCAAGACCCCGAAGGAGCUGGAGGCCGAACGAAAGGCCCUCGUGGAGGCUCGACGGGCUCGCAAGACCCGCAAGCGCGCUGUCGAGGCUCGCUCAAACAAACUGACUGCGCUGCGCAAGCAACAUUCAGAGAUUCAGGCUGCCGAACAAGAGCUUGAUUUGCAGCGGGCAAAGAUGGGAAAUUCUGUCGGAGGCACAAACAAGGAUGGAAUCAAGUGGAAGAUUCGUGAGCGCAAGCGUUAA
Molecule: messenger RNA, 864 nt
Organism: Penicillium olsonii
Lineage: Eukaryota; Fungi; Ascomycota; Eurotiomycetes; Eurotiales; Aspergillaceae
Source: the annotation of a GenBank genome assembly